AGCGCAGAUUUAGAACGAGUUUCGAGCGCACAGGGCAGUAUCGAAGCGCUGACGCUUUGUUCAACUCGCACUGUCGAGCGCGACACAUCGCCGGGCAACAGCAUGUCGGCUACACUUUGCGCAGGAUGGAUCGCCGCGCUAAUGGUACUGAUCGUUUCGGCCAAGACGCCGAACGUAACGUCGCAGGAUGAGAUCGACGAUUUCGUGCCCUAUCAGGGCGAGAGGUCCAACAUAUUCGAUUGGAACCUGCUGCAGAACUUGGCCAAGUCGAAUCGGGCCAACCUGCUGGUAUCGCCCAUAUCGCUGAAACUAGCUCUGGUGCUGCUCUACGAAGGCGCCCAGGACGAGACGGCCCAACAGCUCGCCACCGUGAUGCAUCUGCCGGUGGGCAUACUCGCGACUCGCGACAAGUUCUCCAGCGUUUUGAAAUCGCUCCAGACGAGAAGGCCCGAGUACGAGCUGAAUCUCGGGACCCGCAUCUUUCUGGACCAGAGCGUAACGCCGCGACAGCGUUACGGCGCGAUACUCAAAACGUUUUACAACACCGACAUCGUCAGCCUGAACUUUAGCAACACGAGGCCAUCGGCGGAGCUGAUCAACGACUACGCGAGGAACAUAACGCAGGCUCGUGUCCAGAAGCUCGUCGAGGAUGAAUCGAAGCUGCGAAACAGCAUGAUGCUCAUCGCCAGCGCCAUGUACUUCCAGGGCACCUGGCUCCGGCAGCCCUUCUCGGCCAACCAGACGCAGAUCGGCAAGUUCCGACUGGGCGACGGGAAGAACACGGUCCAGGUGCCGUUCAUGCGGAGCAGCAGCAAGUUCUACUACGCUUACUCCAGCGACUUGGAGGCCAAGAUUCUUAGGCUGCCAUACGCGGGACACAAGCUGGCGAUGUACGCGAUACUGCCGCAGGCGCCGGGCAAGCUGGACGAGCUGCUGAAGAAGGUCUCGCCGUUCGUCAUCAACAGACACGUCUGGCUGAUGCAGGAGCUCUACGUCGACGUGAUGCUACCGAAGUUCAAGUUCGACUUCACCAGCAAGCUCGAGAACAAUCUCCGCGAGUUGGGAAUCCGUGACAUCUUCGACGACACGGCGACGCUGACCGGUAUCCUCCGGUCCAAGUCGACCUCGAGGCGCCUCGUCGUCACCGACAUCAUCCAGAAGACCGGCAUAGAGGUCAGCGAGCGGGGAACCGUCGCUUACGCCGCCACGGAGAUCGACAUCGGUAACAAGAUGAACGACGAGACCUUCCAAGCAGACCAGCCGUUCUUGUUUUACAUUGAGGACGAGAGCACUGGCACGAUCCUUUACAUGGGCCUCGUAAAGAAUCCCCUGGAGGAAACCGGAAUAUCCGAGAGCAGUGCAGCGCCGCAGUCAGCGCAGAUGCCAUCUCGAGUCGGCGGACACGAGGACGCGCCAACUGCUUGGUCGGCAAUCAUAGGGACGGGCACGGACGAGCGUCAGAACUUCUUCAACGUGGAGCUUCUGCAGGAGCUGAACGAGGCCAAGCCGGGAAAUGUGGUAGUCGGUACGUCCAGCGUUAAAUCGGCUCUGAUGAUCCUGGCCGAAGCUGCAGGGGGUCGUACGCGCCAGCAGAUCGUGUCCACGCUGAGGCUACCGUCUGACGUCGCUCAGAUCCGAGACGUCGUCAGUCACAGCAUCUCGUCCUUCAAGGAUCCCAAGAGCGACACCGUGCUGCAGACCGCGAUCAAGAUGUGGCUGUCCAAGGACGUGGCUCUGCACAAGGACUACACGGACAUUGUGCAGAGGUACUACAAGGGCGAGCUUCAGGCGACGAAUUUCGCCGAUGUCGCCGGCACCGUCAAGACCAUCAACGACUGGGCGAACAAGUGCACCAACGGACACAUCAGCUCGAUCCUCGAACCCAACUCCGUCACGGCCGACACGAAGAUGGUGCUGACCACCGCGGUGUACUUCAAGGGAACGUGGCUCCACUCGUUCGACAAGAGCUCCACGAGAUCGAGGUGCUUCAACGCUCCGAAACUGGGCUGCCAACAAGUGCCCUUGAUGGAAGUCGUCGAGAAGUACAAGUACAACUACGUGCCCGCCCUCGACGCCCAAGUCAUCCAGAUCCCCUACACGGGCGAACGAGUGUCCAUGGUGGUGCUUCUGCCCCAACGGCUCGGAGAACAGGCCCUCCGUGACCUCUCCAGGGAUCUGGCCUUCACUCCGGUGUCGGUGCUGCUGUCGAGUCUCCAGGAAACCGAGGUCCUGCUGCAGCUGCCGAGAUUCAGCAUCGGUAACAAGGUCGACCUGCGCGCCACUCUCGAGAAGCUCGGCAUCAAGGACCUGUUCGACGAUAACGCCAACCUCACGACGGCCUUUCCCCGCGGUAACCUGCAGGUCGGCGCCGUCAUGCACAACGCGCAAAUUCAAGUCAACGAGGAAGGAACUAUCGCCGCAGCUGUGUCUGGUGUAUCGGUGAUUCCGCUGAUGGGCUCGACGGUCACGACGUUCCGAGCCGACAGGCCGUUCCUAUUCUUCCUGGUGGACCAUCAGACGAACAGCAUCUUGUUCGCCGGCAGAUACGUCCAACCCGGGGGUCCGGCUACCAGGUCGGCUUGAUGCUACUGAAGACUGCGAUCAUCAUAGAGCUUAUCCAAUGCAUCUGUAAUAACCGAAAAUUAUUCUCAAUAAAUCUCGGACUAUACUUGUAUGCGCUGAUGGAUAAUC
Nasonia vitripennis (jewel wasp) is the source of this 2691-nucleotide messenger RNA. RefSeq names its product serpin 7. The transcript has 13 exons. Lineage: Eukaryota; Metazoa; Arthropoda; Insecta; Hymenoptera; Pteromalidae. The record is from RefSeq and is a predicted model, not a curated record. Gene Ontology annotation, molecular function: serine-type endopeptidase inhibitor activity. Bases 103 to 2583 code for a protein of 826 amino acids.